Molecule: messenger RNA, 3589 nt
Organism: Xenopus tropicalis (tropical clawed frog)
Lineage: Eukaryota; Metazoa; Chordata; Amphibia; Anura; Pipidae
Gene: ajap1
Product: adherens junctions associated protein 1
Exons: 7
Coding region: 824-2074 (416 amino acids)
Cellular component (GO): apical plasma membrane; basolateral plasma membrane; membrane
Source: RefSeq, a predicted model, not a curated record
CUUAGCAAUGCACAGAAGUUGUGUUCCCCCCUGAUCACCGGGGAGGGACUGAGCGUCUGGCACCUGAGCUCCCUGCUACACAAUCGCAGGCGCAGCACAUCCUAACGGGCUUUGCUGGACACGGCCCCUGUCGCUGCCACACGCAGCAGUACAAGCCAUAACGGGCAGCUGCCUGUGCGACCCCGGGGGGACUGCGAAACUUGGCGCCGCUCUUUGCGCUUACCUCGCAUGUAACAGUCUGAGCGCCUCAGCUGGCAAAGCCUGCGUCCUGCUCCCCCUCACACAUUCCACCCAUUUCUCUCUUUCUUUUCCAGUCUGAAGGAGACUCCGGGCUGAUGUGAGGGAAGCUGCCUCUGAGAUCAGAGCCCUGGGGGCCGCCGACCCUCACAACUUCACUUCUUGGUGGCGGAACUCAUUUCCCUCCGUCAUUAAAUGCUCUUCAAAGGGACAUCGCCGGCUGCCGCUGCUCCUUCUCCUUCUGAGAGCAGAUGCGCGCCGAAACGUGUGCAGAGCUCAUGAGGUUCCCUGCUCCCAGCUUCUCCCUGUGCCCCCUCCUAUGCCAGGAUCGAUGCUCUCCCCUUCCCUGCCCUAAAGCUCCGUGUCAUUAGAGUAAAUAUCUAUGCAGGAAUGUCUUCUGUGUUUGGAGGCUGCCAGUCCCCUGUAUCCAAAACAGCUAAGAAUUGAAUUUAAGAUCAUCCAAAGGAAUUGCUUAUAGAUUUGCAUCUCUUUUAUCCUUUUUUGUUUUCGACAACCACUUUUUUGGGGAGCAGCACAAAUGGAGAGGUGCUUUAAGAUCUGAUCUUUUGGGGGUGUAAACGUGACCAUGUGGAUAACACAGCUUUUAGGAAUCAGGACAAGGGACUCAACAAGAAUCUUCAGUAUUUCUAACCCAGUGCAGCAAUGCCACCAUCCUAUGUUCUUCAUUUCUUUAUCAGGCCCUCCAUUAGGAAGCCAUGCUUGGAUUUUAAUAGCCAUUUUUCAACUAGCCAUGGAUUUCAUUAUUUGUGAAUCAGAAUCCCCAGGCAAAGCUUACAAACAUUUACAGCGACCGUCACUAGUACGUAGGGUACACAAGGUUGCUUUGUGGAGUCCAACAGAAUUGCUUAAACUGAGGAACCAGAAACAUUUUUGGAAUCCUAUAAAUAAUGAACAUCCUGUUUUGCCAAUAGAAAGGAAACAUUAUAAAACAUAUCAUGAAAACUUGUUUUUUUCUAGAAAUGUGCCAUUAAAAUACUCUACCAUGAAAAACUCACAUUAUUCUUCACAACAAAUUAAACACACUGUCAAAACAACAAAUUUGAACAGGAGUAAGCGACAACUCCAAAGCAGAAGCUGGGAUAACUUGAAACGUUUUUUGGACAGCGGAAGUCAGCCAACGACAGUCUCUGAAUUUAUUUUAUGGGGACCAACAGGGGAUGAUGAUGUGGAGUCAAGCACAUUCCCUGGAAUUUAUGAGACCACAAGAACCUCUACUGUUCAUGCCAGGACAACUUUGUUGGAAACAACAACUACCACCACAGCUUCCACAACCACAAAUGUUAAAGUUACUACAUUACAAAACCCAGGGAUUCAUAAUGGAAAGAAAUCCCCUGGUAGGAUUAGCACAACUGACCCAAAUCCAGGUAAUGGAAAGACUGCAAGGCCACCAAGGAUACCCAAUGAUACUUCAGGUCUAGCGGUACACCAGAUUAUUACCAUCACUGUUUCCCUAAUCAUGGUCAUUGCAGCAUUGAUAACAACACUCGUCUUGAAAAAUUGCUGUGCACAAAGUGGAAAUGCCAGGCGUAACAGCCACCAGAGGAAGAUUAAUCAGCAAGAAGAAAGUUGUCAAAACUUGACUGACUUUACUCCAGCCAGUGUUCCCAGCAACAUGGAUAUAUUCACAGCAUACAAUGAAACCCUUCACUGUUCUCAUGAAUGCAUAAGGACACCAGUACCUGUAUACACAGAUGAGGCUUUGCACCAAACUGGAGCAUUUAAGACCACAUUCAAUGGCAAUAGACCCACUUCUUCUGAUCGGCAUCUAAUACCCGUGGCCUUUGUAUCUGAGAAAUGGUUUGAAAUCUCCUGCUGACUGGCUGAAGUCUGUUUUUCUUCCUGAGGGCAGGGCAGACGCCAUGUUUCUAUUUCCUGGAUUCCAUUAGUAAACCUGUAAAAUUCACAGGUUUCUACUCUGUUUACCAUUGGAACUCAAAAUGAAAAACUGUAUGGACAGAAAUGCUGUAUUUUUAUAAAAAAAAAAAAUAUAUGUUAACCUACAGACACUGUAAUUUUUUUCCUUAAAGAAUUUUUUUUUAAAUAAAAGAGAAAAAAAAUAACUUUCAGCCACUGAAAAGAAAUUAUUUAAUAAAGGACUGACCAUGAGAUUUUUUUGGGGUCUGGACUGUGAUUUUUGAACCUGUGCCAAUAAUACCAAUAUGUGCCAUGAAAUGAUGUGGAAGAUUUCAUUAAAAAAAAGAAGUUAGGUGAAGUAUGCUUUAAAUAAUACCAGAUAAAAGGAUUUGGUGAUCUAUUUCUGAGCAUAAACAUUGUAUAAAGGCAGUAAUUCCAUUCAUAAAUAUACAUUUUGGUGAUGUAGCAUAAUUUUAACUGUUAAUAUUUUGUUUAUAUUGCAGUUCAUUACAUUCUCAAUUUUGUGCAACAUUUUAGAUAAAAAAUCUUGCCACUGUUACUAUUUAAAAAAACAAACAAUGUUCAGAUAAUAUUCAGUGAACCCAUGAAAAAAUAUAAGUCUUUUUAUAUUACCAGUAUUUGGAAAUGAAUGUUAAAUAAAGUUAUGGCUUGCUUUUUUUAAUACUGUAAUUCUACAAAAGUAUAUGCAAUGAAAUGUGUUUAGGAGGACAUUUUUGAUGAAGGGUUGUUUUGACUUAUCUUCCACUUUUACAAUAUUAUUUGUUCAAAAAUGGAAAACUACAGUAAAUUAAUAUUACAGAGAACAGAAAAAGAGAGAGGAAGAAUAAGAUAGAGCAAACUUUUAUUACUUUUUCAAAAGACAAUUGUUCCCUAGCCAUGAAGCCAUGUAGGAUAUUGCAUCUAACUUAGGGUUACUGAAUAAUUUAAUGAGAGCUAGCUUUUAUGUAUUAUUCAUAAUAAGUAAUAGCAGUGCUGGAAGAUAACUCAUUAACCUAAUCAAAAAGACAAAUCUUUUUCAUCGAUGAAUACCUGGCAUAUGUUAUCUACAGGGAAACCCAGAAAUUAGGGAUUUUAGACAUCAUAUACUGUGAGUUUUUACUGUUACGCAAGAACACUUUUGUAUUCAUUAUAUAAUUAUAUGUAAAAUUAAAAAUAUAUUAAUAAAGCACACUUCUUAAGGCAAAACCAUACACUAUAAUUUAGUUUGUUUAGAUAAUUGUUUUUUUUGUUUUUUUUUUCAUUUUUGCCUUUGCUGACAUUAAUCGGUCUUACAGUGCAAAAUUAAUAUUUUGGUGAAACAUUUUAAUUUGUGUGUACUCUUCAACUCAUUUUUUGCAUUUGGUUGUAGAUGUAAGUGAUUGUGCAGUAACACUAUUUCAAUUCAAAUAUCACUUCUUAUUUAAUGUAAAUAUCAAGAUUACAGAUAAUGCAAAUAAAAACCUGAUAUUUCUACAGA